Messenger RNA from Saxophila tyrrhenica, 1512 nucleotides. RefSeq lists its product as uncharacterized. Gene Ontology annotation, molecular function: transmembrane transporter activity. NCBI's taxonomy places the organism in Eukaryota, Fungi, Ascomycota, Dothideomycetes, Mycosphaerellales, Extremaceae. The record is from RefSeq and is a predicted model, not a curated record. Gene Ontology annotation, cellular component: membrane. The transcript has 6 exons. The coding region runs from base 1 to 1512 and encodes 503 amino acids. Gene Ontology annotation, biological process: transmembrane transport.
AUGACUACUGCAAUCGAUGGGGCCGCGAAGAACAGGGUCUCGUUGACGGUCGAGCCUCAUGGCCCAACGUCCUCCGGAGACUUCGGCAAAGGCGACAUUGCUGAGCUCGACGAUGGAAUGACAUACGUCCCAGAUCCAGAGCUGGAGAGGAAGCUUAUUCGAAAGAUCGAUUGGAUUAUGAUCCCGAUGCUAUGGUGGAUGUGUAUCCUCGCAUACGUCGACCGCAACAAUAUUGGUAACGCAAAAGCUGCGGGCAUGACUGACGCAUUGGGAAUGGAUGACCAAGCCUACGCUAUGCUUAUUAACAUCUUCUUCAUUGCAUACUUGCUUGGAGAGAUUCCUUCCAACCUGAUAUUGGCCCGGUCCAGGCCGAGCCUCUACCUGCCCGGGAUCAUGGCGAUAUGGGGUGCUCUAGUGUGCGGCAUGUCACAAGUGGACUCCUACGGCGGCAUGUUGGCCUAUCGAUUCUUCUUGGGCUUGAUAGAAGCAGGCUUCCUGCCUGGUGUGCUGUAUCUGAUGACGUGCUGGUACAAGAGGAACGAAGUCGGCAAACGGUUUUCGAUCUUCUUCACCGCGUUGUGCUUUUCAGGAGCCGCCAGCGGUUUGAUCUCUGGGGCCGUCAUAUCGGGUCUUGAUGGUUCAAGAGGCAUGGCUGGAUGGCGGUGGCUGUUCCUCAUCGAAGGAAUCCUGACCGUAGCAACCGCAGCCGUCGCUAUCACGGUCCUGCCAAACUACCCUGCAACGACGAAAUGGCUCAAGCCAGAACAGAGGCAGCUGUUGGCUGCCAGAGUACUCGCUGACCGACGAUCAAAAGAGGCAACUCACGUUCCUCGCAAAUUCACCGCUUUCGAGGCUUUCAAGGCUGCCCUGUCCGACCUGCGGACAUACUUCUUCAUGGUGCUGUACAUGCUCGACAACGGAUCCGCCAUCUUGAACUAUUUCGUACCGACAGUGCUGCAGCAGAUGGGAUAUGAAGGCGUCGAAGCGCAGUGGAUGACUGUGCCCGUUUGGGUAGUCGGCACAGUCGGACUCAUCGCCCUUUCUCAAUCAUCGGACCGUACUGGCGAUCGACGUUGGCAUAUCACAGGCGGCCUCACCCUCGCUUUCACGAGUGGCCUGAUUGUUGCAUUCGCCAGUAUUGCCGCUGCCCGCUAUGCCUUCAUCUGCUUCUUCAUCGCUGGGGUGUACGCGACACUGCCUUUGAUUUUGACCUGGCUGACAGAAUUCAUGCCAUUGCCUUCGGAGAAGAGAAGCGUCGCGAUCGCCGCCGCAAACGCUGUUGGAAACAUAAGCGCUCUGUACGGGAGCCAGCUCUGGCCAGACAGCGACGGACCAGCUUACAUCAAGGGGUUCACCGCAGUGGCCUGCUUUAGUGGUGUUGGUGCAAUCCUGGCCGCGUUGCUGCCUAUCAUAUUCAAAGUGCUUCCUCGCUUUCCCACGAAGGCAGAGAGGGAGUAUGCUGCGGAGGACGAGGCGUCGACAGGUGGGGCUGGCGUCAGCCGGUCGGAGUGA